Setaria italica (foxtail millet) is the source of this 417-nucleotide messenger RNA. RefSeq lists its product as uncharacterized. The transcript is spliced from 2 exons. Bases 1 to 417 code for a protein of 138 amino acids. Lineage: Eukaryota; Viridiplantae; Streptophyta; Magnoliopsida; Poales; Poaceae. The record is from RefSeq and is a predicted model, not a curated record.
AUGCGCAUCCCCCGGUCCGAGCUUCGACCGGUGAGCGCACCCUUCCGUGGUGUGAUCCCAGGGAUGCAGGCGUACCCGCUCGGGCAGAUCGAUCUAUACGUCAUGUUUGGCGACCACGCCAACUUCCGCACGAGGAUCCUGACCUUCGAGGUGGUGGACUUCCUAGGGUCCUACCAUGCCAUCCUGGGGCGACCGUGCUACGCCAAGUUCAUGGCAAACUUCGAGCUCGCCACCGGCCUUGCCAACUCCGCCGAAGUCCCAAAGGUCGGAAUGGAGGUGGCACCGACAAUGCCCGACUACAAUGAGUCGACCGCCAUGAGUGCUUUUAGUCCGACCGAGGAGACCAAGGCGGUGGAGAUUGACCCCAGCAACCCAACCAAGGCGGUGUGGAUCGAGACCAAGCAUUCGGCCAAAUAG